Carya illinoinensis is the source of this 4017-nucleotide messenger RNA. RefSeq lists its product as uncharacterized. Gene Ontology annotation, molecular function: nucleic acid binding; RNA-DNA hybrid ribonuclease activity. The transcript is spliced from 3 exons. The record is from RefSeq and is a predicted model, not a curated record. NCBI's taxonomy places the organism in Eukaryota, Viridiplantae, Streptophyta, Magnoliopsida, Fagales, Juglandaceae. The coding region runs from base 1 to 4017 and encodes 1338 amino acids.
AUGAGGAAACUAAAUAGAUGCAGGGAGUCUUUAAAGCUUUGGAGCUCGAGCCUUGGGAAAAAACAGAGGGACAUACAAGGACAACUAAAGCUACUUUUGAAGAUGCAAGACUCAAAUAAGGGCUCUAACUCAGCAGCCAUAAAGGUGCUACAGAAGGAAAUUGAUAAAUCUCUUGAGGAAGAGAACCUGAGGUGGCAACAGAGAGCAAAACAACUAUGGUUGAGAGAUGGUGACAGAAAUUCUAAAUUCUUCCAUAAAUGUGCCAAUCAGAGGAGGAAGAACAAUGGGAUUCAUAAGCUUAUGAGGACUGAUGAAAGCUUUACAAUAGACAUGAGAGAUUUCUGGGGAAUUGAGGCAUGUUUGAACCAGGUCCAUCCUCGAAUAGAUAGGGAGAUGAAUGCCAACCUAACCAAACAGUUUUCAGCUAAAGAGGUAAAGUUUGCUCUGUUCCAUAUGAAUCCCAUGGGGUCUUCAGGACCAGAUGGAUACCCUGCUUUGUUCUACCAAUCACACUGGGAUAUUGUAGGAGUUGACCUCACUGAUGCUGUCUUGGAAAUAUUAAAUGGGGAUGGUAAUAUUGCAGCUAUUAAUGAUACUUUCAUAGUUCUAAUCCCAAAAAUCAGAAAUCCCCAAACUGUUCUGGAUUUUAGGCCCAUCUCACUUUGCAAUGUCAUUUACAAGGUGGUGUCCAAAGUUCUCUCGAAUAGGCUUAAACUGAUUCUUCCUAAUAUUAUUGCACCUACCCAAAGUGCUUUUAUUCCUGGCAGGAUGAUCAUGGACAAUGUUAUAGUGGCUUUCAAAACUCUUCAUGCAAUGUCAACCAAAGGCAAAGGGAAGCAAGGAUAUAUGGCUAUAAAGCUUGACAUGAGCAAAGCCUAUGAUAGAGUGGAGUGGGCUUUCUUGAGAAGGGUCAUGGGUAAGAUGGGCUUCAGCAACAGAUGGAUUAACUUGGUCAUGCAGUGUGUAACUACGGUAUCCUAUUGUCUCCUUAUUAAUGGUAGUUCUCAUUGCAAGUUUAUUCCAACUAGAGGAAUCAGACAGGGAGAUCCCCUCUCCCCCUAUCUUUUUAUCCUGGUGGCUGAGGUGCUUAGUAGCUUAAUGAAUCAUGUUGAAAGUAUCAAGUUGAUUCAUGGAUUUCCUAUUUCCAGGGGGAAGCUUAGCAUUAAUCACCUAUUUUUUGCUGAUGAUAGCUUGAUUUUCUGUAGAGCCAAUGCAGGAGAGUGGUCAUCUAUCCAUGUUUUGCUGAACCUUUAUGAAGAAGCCUCGGGUCAGAAACUUAACAAGACCAAAACCUCUAUCUUCUUCAGUCCCAACACAAAGCCAGCUGCAAGAGAAUACAUUUUGAAUCUUGCUGGAACUAGGGCCUCCUCAAGCUAUGAUAAGUAUCUUGGAUUACCAGCUCUCAUUGGUAGAUCUAAGCAUGCUGCAUUUAAGGAUAUCAUUGAUAGGAUCAGAGGAAGAACCAGUAACUGGAAAAACAAGUUUCUCUCUCAGGCAGGGAAGGAAAUACUUCUUAAGGCUGUGAUUCAAGCCCUUCCCACUUAUUGCAUGGGAGUCUUCAAACUACCUAAAUCCAUUUUGAAUGAAAUAAACAAAGUUAUGCACCAUUACUGGUGGGGCCAUCUACAAAAUGAAAAAAGGGUGCACUGGGUAUCUUGGGGUCAGAUGGGAAGAUCGAAAUCUGCAGGUGGCUUGGGCUUUAGAGACCUUGAGAGUUUUAAUUUAGCUCUUUUGGCUAAGCAAGGGUGGAGAAUUAUCCAACAGCCCAAUUCCCUUGCUGUACAGGUCCUAAAAUUGAAAUAUUUCCCAAGUGUUGAUUUCAUUCAAGCCAAGGUGGGUCAUAGGCCUUCAUUUAUAUGGAGAAGUCUCUGUGCUGCUAAGGGACUGAUAGAAAAAGGCUCCAUAUGGCACAUUGGUGAUGGUCAAAACACCAAAAUAUGGAAAGAUAGGUGGCUGCCACAACCUACAAGCUAUAGAAUCCAAUCACCUGUACAUAUUCUACUGGAGGAUGAUAAAGUGGCUAGACUCAUAAACCAAGCAACUAGGCAGUGGGAUAGAGGCUUGAUAACAGAAGUUUUUGGCUCUGAGUUAGCAGCAGUGAUCCAGAGAAUUCCGUUAAGCUCAUCUGGUGCUAUGGAUAAACUAAUCUGGUUGGGAUCCAAAGAUGGCUCUUUCACUGUUAAGAGUGCCUAUCACCUUCAGAAGGAGCUUUUUGCACAGCUCAAGGGACAGUCUUCUAGAGGGUUGCUGAGGCAGAGAGACUGGAUUGGUUUGUGGUAUCUGCAGGUCCCUAAUGCUACCAAAUCUUUCUUGUGGCGUGCAUGCUUAGAAGCUCUCCCUACAAAACUCAACCUCUUCAGGAAAAAGAUUGUGGACUCCCCUAUAUGUCCUAUCUGUUGCUCGGAAGAGGAAACCACCACUCAUGCUCUCUGGAACUGCACCUCUGCCAUGGAUGUUUGGAGUCAAAGCCAUAUGUUUUUCCAAAAAAGCUCUUUAAGGGUAGACAGUUUUAAGGAACUGUUCGAGUGCCUCAGCAAGCAAGGUACACAACCUUUGAUGGAACUGUUUUCAGUCAUUACCAGGAACAUAUGGACUAGAAGAAAUAAACUGAUUUUUGAGGGUUCCUUCAUGCAUCCGAAUCUGGUGGUGAAUCAAGUAUCACUAUCUCUUGCAACUUAUAAGGAGGCCCAAGGAAGUAGGAAAAAUACACCUCAAGCGUCUAGUACUCAAACUGGGUGGUCUCCUCCUUCUUCAGGUUCAAUUAAAAUUAACUGGGAUGCUGCUGUGGAUGUGCCCCAAGCUAGAGUUGGCAUUGGUCUGGUGGCCCGAGACCAUGAAGGCAGGGUUUUAGUCACAAAGCAGCUUCUUGUCUCCUACAUUCCUGACCCUCUAUUGGUUGAAGCUUUAGGAGCUUUUCAGGCAGCUUCUCUGGCUAAGGACUUGGAGUUCAGCCCUGUCAUCUUGGAAGGGGACGCUUUGCAGAUAGUGAAUGGCAUUAAUCAACAGGUUGAGAGAUGGGAUAGGGUGGGAAUGGUCAUGUAUGACACUAGUUUGGUGCUAUCCAGUCUAUGCCAAUGGUCUAUGGCCUUUGUUAGGAGGUGUGGCAAUCAAAUGGCUCACAAUCUAGCCAAGGAUUCCCUUAAGCUAGGAGAGAGUUCGGUUGUUGUGGUCUUUGGACCUCCCUGUAAUCGUCUUGGUUUCUUCUCAAGCUCAGCAGACCCAAGUCUUUUUAUUUGUCACUCAAACCAUGGAGUUCUUAUCCUUCUCCUCUAUGUGGAUGACAUGGUGGUCACAGGAGAUAAUCCACAAAGAAUUCAGUGGCUAAUAUCUCAACUGAGCACUCAAUUCUCUAUCAAAGAUCUCAGUUUUCUACAUCAUUUCUUGGCGAUCGAAAUUCACAAGAUUGGUAUUGAUCUCUUCCUAAAUCAGCAUAGGUACAUCAUGGACUUGCUCACUCGAGCCAACAUGCAUGAAUGUAAGCCUUUAGCAACACCUAUGCCAACAACAGGCCAACAUAUUUUAGCUUCAGACCAAUUAUUUCCUAAUCUCACAUUCUAUAGAAGUCUUGUUGGUGGACUGCAAUACUUUAGUGUGAACUAUGUCUGUCAGUUCCUACAAGCUCCUACUGUGGCUAAUUUCCAGCUUGUCAAAAGAAUCCUUAGGUACUUGCAAGGCACAGUUGAACUUGGCCUACGCAUCACCUUAGACAGCAGCCUUGAUCUAUAUGGUUUCUCAAAUGUUGAUUGGGCUGGUUGCCCCACCACAAGGAGAUCCACCUCAGGCUAUUGCACUUUUCUUGGUAGCAAUUGCAUCUCUUGGAGUGCUAAAAAGCAACCAACAGUUGCAAGGUCUAGUGCAGAGGCUGAAUAUAGGGCCAUGGCUUCCACGACAGCAGAAUUAACUUGGAUUUCAACACUACUUCGAGACCUUGGGGUGCCUCUCUUCAAAACACCUAUUCUCCAUUGUGACAACAUGAGUGCCUUAUUUAUGAUUGUCGGUCUAGUUCUACAUGCUUGA